AUGAUCAAGUAUGGCCAUGGAACGUGGGGGAUGCAGGUGCUUUGCAGGCUCCAAGGCUCAGUCGUUCCGAAGGCAUUGGUUUGGUCAGUGCCGUGUGCAUUGAUGACUACUCUUUUACACGUGUUUUUGCGGGACGCCAUGACAGAGACGAUUGGCACUGGAGGGGGCAUCGAGACCAUAUGGGCUGGAUAUACAUUCAUUCUUGGCUUCUUGAUUGUUUUCCGCAGCAACCAAGCAUAUUCUCGCUUUUGGGAGAGUGUGACCUUGACGCACAAGAUCCGGGGUCAAUGGACCAAUGCAUACAGCAAUCUGUUGGCCUUCUGCUCCACCGAUCAAGCUCGUGAGGAGGAAGUCUCCCACUUCAGGGAGUACUUGUUGAGAUUGAUGAGCUUGCUGCAUUGCUACGCACUCCAUCAGGUGUGCGAGAUGUCUGAUGAUAGACUUGAAGUUAUUGAUUUAAGUGGUCUGAGUCCAGACACUGUGGAUUUUCUGCAUUCAUGCACAAGCUCUGAUAGGGCUGAGACUGUCAUGUUGUGGAUUGAGCGGCUGGUGGUGGAAAAUGAUCAAAAGAAGCUGUUUGCAGUUGCGCCACCCGUCCUGAGCAGAGCCUUUCAGGAGCUCUCCGCUGGUAUGGUGAACAUAGCAGAACUGAAGAAGAUCGUUGAAGUUCCCUUUCCUUUUCCCUAUUCACAAUAUUUGUCUUUCAUGCUGGUCCUGCAGUGGUUGGUGAGCCCUCUGGUGGCCUGUCAACUGAUUUCAGAGUGGUGGUGGGCAGCAUCCACUGUCUGGCUCAUGUCCACCUCAUAUUGGACUUUGUUUUAUAUUGCGCAAGAGAUUGAUCAGCCUUUCGGGGAGGAUAGCAAUGACUUGCCAGUGGUUGAGCUGCAGCACGAGUUCAAUAAGAACUUGUUGCACUUGUCAUCGUCACAAUCCUAUGCACUUCCAGAUUUUGUGAGUGCCAUCGCGGUGAAGCGCACGACUUGUAUGAGCAUGGCACGGUUGACCUUGCAGAGUUCCAAACUUCAGGCAACUUCGAGCAGUGGUCCACUGUGCAAAGCUUUAGAGGAUCAGCUUCAACGAGAAGAACAAGUUGAAGAAGUCUUAGAACAAGAAAGAGAAGGUCGCCGGCCAAACAUGCGAAACAUGCCAGAGGCAGAAGAGGAGGAUUGUGCCAAAACCAUUGGCCAAGAGCCGCCGGCCCUCCCCGUCCUUGCCACUCACAAUAGCAGGAAUACCCUUCUGGGGCCUUGUGCAAUAGAGGCUGCAGCACAACGAGGAAUCCAGCCUGAGCAACCCAUUGAGCUUGAAAUCCUCCAAAGCCUUGUGAUGGAGCUGGCGGUUGAUUACAGCGAACCCGAGGACAUUCCUGCCCUCAUUGACGAAGCUCAUCAGCAACGGCAAACGUUGGCUGCAGCAUCGAUGGAGACCGUUGCGGCCCACCGGGUGGGCGGAAACGCGAUGUCCCUGAUAGAGCUGGUUCAACAUUUUCAAGACCUGGCCUUGGAAUUGGAAACCGGGGGCGGCGAGGAAAGACCUUUGGCUCGCGAAAAGAAGGACCUUGCUUUGGCAUACCUCCUUCAGUUGUUGACCGGGACUUUGAAGCGGCCACAUUCCGUGAGGAUCAACACCAUAUGA
Durusdinium trenchii is the source of this 1635-nucleotide messenger RNA. The record is from the annotation of a GenBank genome assembly. NCBI's taxonomy places the organism in Eukaryota, Dinophyceae, Suessiales, Symbiodiniaceae.